Fusarium graminearum PH-1 is the source of this 1806-nucleotide messenger RNA. RefSeq lists its product as uncharacterized. NCBI's taxonomy places the organism in Eukaryota, Fungi, Ascomycota, Sordariomycetes, Hypocreales, Nectriaceae. Gene Ontology annotation, molecular function: SUMO activating enzyme activity. The record is from RefSeq and is a predicted model, not a curated record. Gene Ontology annotation, biological process: protein sumoylation. The coding region runs from base 1 to 1806 and encodes 601 amino acids. The transcript has 6 exons. Gene Ontology annotation, cellular component: cytoplasm; SUMO activating enzyme complex.
AUGGUUGGUGCCGGCGGAAUUGGUUGCGAGCUGCUCAAGAACCUUGUUCUCACUGGUUAUGGCGAAAUCCACAUCGUCGAUCUCGAUACCAUCGAUCUUUCCAACUUGAACCGACAAUUCCUCUUCCGACACGAACACAUCAAAAAGUCCAAGGCACUAGUAGCCAAGGAGGCGGCACAACGAUUCAACCCGAAUGUGAAAAUUGUCGCGCACCACGCCAACAUCAAGGAUGACCAAUUCACUGUAGCAUGGUUUCAGCAGUUUCGCAUUGCCUUUAAUGCCCUGGACAAUCUCGAAGCUCGCAGACACGUGAACAAGAUGUGUUUGGCAUCUGAUGUACCACUGAUCGAAAGUGGCACCACGGGAUUCAACGGCCAGGUGCAGGUCAUCAAGAAGGGUGUGACCGCAUGCUACGACUGUACUCCUAAAGAAGCACCCAAGUCUUUCCCUGUGUGCACAAUUCGUAGCACACCCAGCCAACCUAUCCAUUGCAUUGUCUGGGGUAAAAGCUACCUACUCAAUGAAAUAUUUGGCACAAGCGAAGACCAGGCGGCCUUUGAUCACUCGACCGACGCUGACAAUGCCAAGGAGAUUGAGGAAUUGAAGAAGGAAUCUGCAGCUCUCAAACAAAUCAGAGAUGCUACUGGCACAUCCGAGUUCCAACAGAUGCUCUUCGACAAGGUAUUCAAUGCUGAUAUCGAACGACUACGUUCUGUUGAGGACAUGUGGACAUCGCGACGAGCCCCCGAGCCCCUUAAGUACGAGACUGUUCUCGCACAAGCCAGCGACGCCAUGGCCAACAAAAAAAUGCUUCUCGAAGACGACCAGCGAGUGUGGUCACUGGAAGAGAGUCUCGUGGUCUUCAACGACAGUCUUGACCGAUUAAGUAAGAAGAUUCUUGAGCUCAAGAAGAACAAGGCAUCUGAAGACUCUGAGCCUACACUCAGCUUUGACAAGGAUGAUAUUGAUACACUUGAUUUUGUGACGGCGAGUGCAAACAUUCGCUCACAUAUCUUUUGUAUUGAUAAAAAGUCACGAUUCGAUACAAAGCAGAUGGCCGGCAACAUCAUCCCUGCUAUUGCUACAACAAAUGCGAUUGUGGCUGGACUCUGUGUUCUCCAGUCCUACAAGGUUCUGAAGGGAGAAUAUGCACAGUCUAAGGAGGUCUUUUUGACACCAUUCGCGGCUGCUCGACUCCUAGCUCCGGACAGGUCUCGGGAGCCAAAUCCCGACUGUCCAGUAUGCAGUGUUUACUUCACCAGUGUUGUUACAGAUCUAUCUCGUGCGACCCUCAAGGACUUCGUCGACGAGAUUGUCAAAUCAAAGCUAGGAUACGAGGGUAAAGAAUUUGUCGUGAACAACGAUGUGGGCACUCUAUUCGAAUGCUUUGAGGACGGAGAUGAUGAGAACCUACCAAAGAAACUGAGUGACCUUGGUAUCAAGAAAGACUCGUUCCUGACCAUCAUCGAUCAAGAUGACGAAGAUACGUUUGUCAAUGUUGUCAUUAAUAUCCAAGAAGGUACAUUGGAUGGAGACAAGAAGCCAGUCGAGGCCAAGUUCUCAGACAAGCCAGAAAUCCCACGUCGGCCAAAGAAACCUCAGCCUGCUGAAUCGAAUUCUAACGGCGAAACAAACGGAGAAGCCGUUGAUGCUGAGCAUAAGGGGGUCAAGAGACUGCAUACCGAAGAUGGUGGCCAGCCUCUGAAAAAGGUCAAGAUUACGCCGCCAGGGGCCGAGAUCGUGGACGUUGACGAGGACCAAAACGAAGGUCACGCCAAUGGAGGUGCAAUCGUUAUUGAUGACUGA